This is a messenger RNA of Diabrotica virgifera virgifera (western corn rootworm), 4274 nucleotides long. RefSeq names its product zinc finger protein 239-like. The transcript is spliced from 2 exons. NCBI's taxonomy places the organism in Eukaryota, Metazoa, Arthropoda, Insecta, Coleoptera, Chrysomelidae. Gene Ontology annotation, biological process: regulation of transcription by RNA polymerase II. Gene Ontology annotation, molecular function: RNA polymerase II cis-regulatory region sequence-specific DNA binding; DNA-binding transcription factor activity. The coding region runs from base 159 to 1127 and encodes 322 amino acids. The record is from RefSeq and is a predicted model, not a curated record.
UCAAAAUGGUUUCAAACCCAAACAAAUAAAUAAUUGUUGUUGUUGUUGAAAAGCCCUAUUGAUUUUUGAUUAUUUGAUUUUACUUUUUGGAUGUGAACUGUGAACAUAAAACGUGAUAAAAGUAACAUUGAUUCAUAUACAUAUUCCUAAAAUCAAAUAUGGAAAUAAAACAAGAAGCUAGUGAGGAAACUUGUAAAAUAAAAGUAGAAGAGACAUGUGUUGGUCCCUUGGAAUCCUUGGGUGCCUUCAAAAUUGAAAUUAAGGAAGAGCCCAAGACAGAAACUGCAUACCAGGCAUUUGAUUAUGUAGACUUAAAUGAAUUCCCUGUUAAGGCUGAAGCAGAACAAGAUGAAUAUAAAUGUACACCAUUUGAAGACGAGCAAACAACAAAUGAAGAAAGUUUUGCACAGAAGAAAUUGUUGGAAAUGGAAAUUAUGAGUACAUUACCUGAACAUUCAUGCAAUAAAGAACAACAGCUAAGUCCAAACUCGGGAGAAACUGUUCAGACUGAAAAACGACUUUACAAAUGUGAAAUGUGUUCUAAGCAGUUUUCUCAAUCAUGUAAUCUGAAACAACAUACGAAAGUUCACACUGGAGAAAAACCUUACCAGUGUGAAAUUUGCUUUAAGCAAUUUAGUCAAGCAGGAAGUUUGAAAAGACAUUUGAUAGUGCACACUGGGGAAAAACCUUACAAGUGCGAAAUUUGUUUUAAGCCAUUUAGUGAAACGCGAAGCUUGAAAAAGCAUUUGAGAUCGCACACUGGAGAAAAAUCUCACGAGUGUGAAAUUUGCCUUAAGGAAUUUACGGAGUCAGGCAGUUUGAAAAGGCAUUUGAAAGUGCACACGGGAGCAAAGCCUUACAAGUGUGAUAUUUGCUUUAAAGAAUUUACCGAAUCAGGCAGUUUAAAAACACAUUUGAGAACACACACAGGAGAAAAACCUCACAAGUGUGUAAUUUGUUUGAAGCAGUUUACUGAUAAAAGUACUUUAAAAACACACAUGAGGACGCACACUGGAGAAAAACCUCAUAAGUGUGAAAUUUGUUCCAAACAAUUUAGUGUAACGAGCAGUUUAAAAAAACACUUAAGAAUGCAUACCCGAGUCAAGCGAGAAAAGCUUUACAAGUAGACUGAAAGCUAGAGCCGAAAAAUCAUCGUCAUAAAAAAUAUGGAGUUUUUCCUGUGAAAUGUGUCCAUUGUACAUAUAGGGGAAGGGAGGGCAAGACGGAAGGCUUAACUUUAUAAUGUGUAAAAGAAUAAAACAACGUAAUACAAAACUUUCAUUUUAAUCAUUCUUGAAAGAGACCUUAUACAGUUACAAAAAUCAGCCAUUAAAUAGUAUUAAUAAUAAGUAGAAUUUUUUUAUGAGUAAUUAAAAAAUAAUGUCAAAAAUUCCAUCUUGCUCUUACCCUGAGGGCAGGAUGGAAAGAUUGUUCGGGUAAGAUGGAAUGUAGAGGAAAGCUCUACAUUUUACAGUUUACACACAUAAAACUGCCAUCUUCUGUGUCGGUACACAAUUCAUGUGCCCAACCAUUACAUACAGGACAUUGUACCCAGUCCUCUGUGGGCGGUUCCACAUAACGUUCACCACAUACACAGAACACAUCAUUUUCUGAAGACUGUUCUAAAUGUUGUACAAUAUUUUUAACUUUUUCUGUUUUUGUCCCUUUUCCUUUAAAUUUUCAUUUAUUCUAGCAGGUUCCUAUUUCCUUGCUUUUAUUUUUGCCCAACUAUUAUCUUCCAACUUGCCCUAAAUUGCAAUUUUCCAUCUUGCCCAUAUGCCCCAUUCCAAUGAUAAUAUCAAUAUUUUAAAAAUGCUUUAUUAUUUCUCUUAUUUAAAUAUCAAUUCAGAUAACCUUUACCUAAUAGAUACUUUGUAUAAAUGCAUAAUAAUAAUAUACACCUUGUUUAAAUAAUCGUAUCACAAAAAUUCAAUAAUUGCGUAAUAUUUAACUGCGAAAAUAAGAAGGAAGCGUGUACACUCAUUGGCUGACCGGAACUGAGUGAGCCGUCGUUUGUAAAUGGAAGAGGUUCACCUGCAUCUGUGUGAGUGUGAAUCCGGGCGCUUCAUUGCGCAGUUCAGGUUUUAUAGGUAAUUUUCAUCUUGCCCUCCUCUCCCCUAUUGACAAUUAUGACCCCUUUCAGGCUGACACCUCAGUGGAUACAGGAAGUAGCAAUAAGGGAUGAAAGGGGAAAGUUAGUGCAGUCAUUAAAGGUUUUUACCUCCUAUUUUGUUAAACCUCCAUCGAUUUGCAUGAAAAUUGGUGACUAGUUAGAGCAUACCUCAAGAAAUAAAACUGAUUUGGUGCCAACUUGCACUUUUACCCUGGUGGUGAAUACCACCCUUCCCCGCGGGUGAAAACAAUUUUAUUAAAAAUAUCCCCACAAAUCGAUAGAGGGACAAAUUUUAAGUAAAAUUUGUGAUAUCAUGUUAUUAAAAUUAAUCAAUACUUUUUGAGUUAUUAAAGAUUAAAUAUUUGUCUAUUUAAGAGCAUAUGCGUGAAGUUACGGAUGAUAAAAAGAACAUAUUAAUUAAUUGUAUGUUAGUAAAAUAUUAUCUUUAUAUUAUUUCGAUAUUUAAUUGAAUUUUUUCUAUCAAUAUAAACUGAAUAUGUCCAGAAACUGGGGUGUCCAAUAAUGGGUACAUUUGACAUAUUCGAAUACACUUUUGCUAAAUUUAUAAUAUCGAAAUAAUAUAAAAAUAAUAUUUUAGUAACAUACAAUUAAUUAAUAUAUUCUUUUUAUCAUUCGUAACUUCACGCAUGUGCUCUUAAACAGACAAAUCUUUGAUCUUUAAUAACUCAAAAAGUAUUGAUUUAUUUUUAUAACAUGAUAUAACAAAUUUUACUUAUAAUUUGUCCCUCUAUCGAUUUGUGGGGUUAUUUUUAAUAAAAUAGUUUUCACCCCCGAGAAGGGGUGAUCCACCCCCAGGGUAAAAGUGCAAGUUGGCACCAAAUCAUUUUUAUUUCUUGGGGUAUGCUCUAACUAGUCACCAAUUUUCAUGCAAAUCGAUGGAGGUUUACCAAAUAGGAGGUGAAAACCUUUAAAGACUACACUAACUUUCCCCUUUCAUCCCUUAUUGCUACUUCCUGUAUCCACUGAGGUGUCAGCCUGAAAGGGGUCAUUAUUAUGAAUAUACAAUAGACACAUUUCAUAUGCCAAACUCCAUAUUACUUAUGACGAUGAUUUUUCGGCUCUAGCUCUUAGACUAAAGUGAAAGUAAUGGAAUUCCCCAUCUCUAGUUGGGCAAAGCAACACGUGAAAAAUCGGACUAUAAAAAUUCAAUUUUUUUGGCAAAUAAGAGAUAGUGUCUAAAGUAAUUUUAUUCACAGUUUGUGGAACAAGAACAUUGUAAAGUGAAGUUAUAGAAAACAGCUAUUGAAACAAACUGUAAGUUACAAUAAUAUUAAAUACAGUAUAUAAACUUGGAACAACAAAUAAAAUUUUAUUUAACAUCACGCUUAAAAAAGGAGGUCAUUAAAAUGAUGUAAACGGAAAAGUAUUUUAAUUUAAGGGGGGGGGAUGGUUUAAAAUAUUUUAAUUUUUUAAAUUAGUUUAAAUGAAAGUGCAUACUUUCCAGAAUACUCACUGGAAAUUUUCAGAAUGAUGGGAGUAAAAUUACCAAAGAUACGGCGUGUUGAAUAUCCCUACCUUCGACUCGCUUUGCCGUUGCUUCGCGCCAGCACGCUUGAGCGUAGUGAGAAACGUUAAACAACUGUUUGCCUUCUAUUUUGUAGAUUACUUCACGAUGCAAAAAUCAUAUUCCAAUGUGCAUCACUUUACGAUUUGGCAGACAAAUAAGAAGAUGAAGAUGCAGUUGUCAAAACUUUAAACGCAUUUUUCUCAAAACUGAUUUUUCAAAUGCGGUGGACAUUGUAACUGAAAAAAUACUUGACCGAUCUACCUGAAAUUUUGCACAUAUUUUCUUUAGACAUUUCAUGAGGUAAAAACGUCGAGAUAUUUUUCGUUUUGUGCUUAUUUUUUGUUCAACAUUAAUAAAUCUGUUGAUUUUCACAAAAAUUUUACCAAAAAUUUCGUAUUUUUCACUUCUGAGUGAUACCAAAAAUCAUUAAAAAUAAAAAACUCAACGUUGUUACCUCCUAAAACUCAUAAUCUAAUUAAAUCUUUUUGAAUUGUUUAUUAUUAUUUAUCGGCCGGUCAAAAUUUGUCACUAAUGGCUUAUUUUUCAAUAUUUUGGAUUUAAUUCUUUUUAAAAUAUUCUUUGAAUUGUACUUAAUAUGUUUAUUUAAUUUAAAAAUAAAGUAAUUCUACCAUA